Molecule: messenger RNA, 3159 nt
Organism: Kalmanozyma brasiliensis GHG001
Lineage: Eukaryota; Fungi; Basidiomycota; Ustilaginomycetes; Ustilaginales
Exons: 1
Coding region: 1-3159 (1052 amino acids)
Source: RefSeq, a predicted model, not a curated record
AUGGUAGCCCUCGCUCUGCCUAGACGUCAGAAGGACUCUGGCUCCGGCGAAAACACCCCCUCGUCCGAGAUGCCGCCUCCUCUGGCUGCAGUCCACGCUGCCACUUUUCACGGCAAGCCUUCUGCCGAUCUUGCUGCUCACGACGCUGCACCCGAGGUGGAGCGCGUCAAACCAAAGCGCUCUUCCAGCUUCGGUCGUGGCCUCGGCCAGCUCGCCUCCAUGACCAGCGGCAAGCCCAAAGGCGUUGACCUCUUAUCCUUCGCACGCACCAAGUCGGGUGCCUCCACCCCUCAAUCGCCCUCUCCGGCUCCUGCGGCCGACAAUGUAGCGGCUGCUGCUUCCAUCCUCGCCAACGGUGGCGGCAACACGCCCUCGCUCAUGGGUCCACCUUCCUCUCCGGACCCGUCCCAUCUCACUCAGUUCUCACUGCAGCUCAGUGAUCUCGUCAACAAGGCCUUUGUCCCCUGUAGCGUUGCAAACACUCCGGCUGCCAACUCAACUUCGGUAGCCUCAAACGUAGCCGCUGCCACCAAAGGACCUUCCGCCCCCAAGAUCAACCAGAUCACCUACGACGGCAAGCAUCUUCCCGACAAGGCCAAGAUCAUCGAGAUUGCACAGACGGUCGUGGGCGAGCUGCGCUACGCCGAAGCCGUUGAUGCUUACCUUCUGCGUGCCGUCUCGCGUCAGAUCCUCAAAGCACUCACUCUCUUUGCCGCUCGCAUCGACUCUCUUCUCGUCUCGCCCACCAAGGACCCUGGUGCGCUCCGAAUCCCUACCAACGCCAAGGAAGGGCUGCUGCUCCCAGCUGCUAUGGAAUUCAACCUCGGCCUGAUUUCGCUGGAGUGGAUCGUCGAGGACAGCUUGGAGCGAUGUCUCGAGGGCGAUCGUGACGGUCAUGGUGAACUCAUCGUCGACGAGAACGGCGCGGUCCACGAUGGCAUGCCUCACUUUGUCUCCGAGAUCCUGACGCCCGUCCGCAAGCGCAUGGAAGGCACCAUCUUGCACAUCAUCCAGCCCAUCCUCGCCCAGACCAAGCAGUCCAUGGCCCGAUGCAUCUCAUCGGCCGUUCCGACGCCCUUUGUCAGCCCCGUCACGCUUUCUCCCGCUACGACCACCGCAUCGGGCAACGGCAUCGGUCCGACCGCUCUUGGCGCUGAGAAUGGCACCGUCUCACCUCCUCUGUCGGCUGCGGCAUCGACCACGGCACUCCACGUCGCCACCCCUGGCAACGUCUCCCCGCCCCUUCGCCUCGGCGAGACGGGUCCAGGGUCUGCUUGGUUGCGCGAGCUCGACGGGCGCCUCGAAGGGGCCCGUAGGCUUCUGCUCCCUCGCAUCGAGGAGCGUUGCGGACAGGACGGCGAGGGCUGGUUCAUCUCCGUCGCCAUCCACAUCAUUUGGAAAGGCCUCAUGAUCCUCACGUCUCGCUCCGUCUCUUUGCCUAGCAACGCUGCUUCCGAGCUGCUUGCAGGAAGCAACGCAGCCAGCGCCUCUGCGUUCGACCGACUCCUCGGCGAAGUCAACCAGAAGCGCAGCCCUUCGCCUGCUCAGCUCGCCACCGCUCUCAAGGCUGUCGGCGUCGGCUCCGUCCGAAGCAAGAGUCGGAGCCAGGAUCCUGCCAGCCACAUUGCCGACUCGGGUCGCCAGAGUCCUUCUCACUGCGCUGCGACAGGCCUCGCUCAGAUCGCCCCCUUCUCGCUCGUCAGCGCCCGUCUCUGCGCACACCAGCUGGCUGAGCUGCAGACCUUUGAGAAGCUCAUGCUCCGCUUCUGUGACGGCUUCCUCCGAACGCAAGUCAAGAAGACGGGCAAGGAGGCCAAACGAUCCCGUUUCGCCCUUUUCUCUUCUGGCGGCGGAAGUCUGGGUGGGGCCAACCAGAUCCCUCUCGAUCUCUCAGCGUACGACCCGGAUGAGGAGGACGAGCUUGCCCGUGCUGCGCUCGCCGAGGCUAUGCAUGCUCUGCGAAGCACCAUCCUCGUGCUUCAGUCGCUCGAGCGUGAGCCUGCUACCAUUUGCGAAGGGCUCAGGCAGCUCAAGAGCCUUCCUGAUGCCGCAGUCGAUCGAGCUGCUGCUGAUGCCUCUGGCACGGCUGCACCUGCUGCUCUUGGCUCGGAAGCAACCAAGGCGCUCGACGCGAUCCCCAACCUGCUGCUCCUGCAGAUCCUGUACAAUCGUCUGCCGUUGGGCGCUGGUCGUCUAGAGCUGCCUUCGCCUCCUGCGCUAUUCGGCUACACCUGGACCGACUACGAGAAGGCCAUCGCUGGCUUUGCAGGCGGCGAGCAGUGGGCUCAAGCUGUUGCUCAGCGGUACAAGCCCGAGAUCGAAAAGGCCUGGAGGUCCAUUGCCAUUCGAAAGGACGAAAGGAUCGCCGCGUUGGAGCAGAAGGUGGCUGCUGGCGGCAACGGCGUUCGUUCUUCGCGCUCUGUGUCGGGUGCUUCGUCUCGCGGCAAGUCGGCCCUUGCACGAGGCGGCUCGCUUCACUCGGAGGAAGAGGACGAGGAUGAUGAUGCAGAUGGUGACAUGCCCGAUGCUAUGUCGCAGUCUGUGCCCGAGCUCAAGAAGCCUGACAACGCGAAUGUGGUUGCCAAGGGCAGGAACAGCGAUGAGCAGCUGAGCAGCGUUGAUGCUGCUGGCACCGGUACCACCCGUGGCCGUCUGUCGCCUGUUCGAGCCCCGCGCCGCAGCUCGACCCUCGCCCAUCCAGCUAUGGCUGAAGCGACUGCUGCUGCUGCUGCUGCCUCGGGCGCUCCUGCGACAACCAACGCUGCUGCUGUUCCUGCACCCAAGUUCUGGCGCAGGAGCACCUCGAACGGACGCAGCGGCUUCCACCUCUCCUUCUCCGGUCUUCGCGCCCACUCCCCUCGCACCGAAUUUCCCUUUACACCACCUGUCAACGCUCCCACCACCGACCCGCUCCUCGGCUCCACCACGCCCCUCACCGCCUCGCCCACUCACGCUGCCGCCACGCUCAUCGCCAGCCCCGCUGCUGCGACGGAAACCCCCUCCUCCCCGCCUCGCGCCCUGGCCCCCACCAGCGACUCCGAAACCAUGGAAGCAGAAAAGCUGCUGCUCGAAACAAAACUCGAACAGCGCUCCCUCAACGUCUUUGCCACCGCCCUCAUGUACGCCGGUCGCGGAUCGAUCCACAUCGAACUGCGCUAG